AUGCCUUCGGCAUCUACUGGCCCGACGGCAAACACAGGUCAGCCUUCGGCAUCCACCUAUGACCGUUUCCCGCUACAUCAGACCGCUAAUCAAGCUCCCUGCCGAAUGGCACCCACUGUACCCGCACCUUACAUAACCGGGGACAAGCGAAGGGACUCGUUCCAGGGUCGGCAGGACGGAGGCAAACGCAACAAGGAGUCGGGUGGCCGAAACUUCCGAAGCACCAAAAGCGACCGACCGCUAGAGGUCUUCACCAUUCUCAAUUCGACCUACGAACACUUCCUUCUGGCCGAAAAUCAAAUGAUUCCAAAGCCAAGCCUCCGGAAGCUCCCUCGGCAACUCGACAAGGACACCGGAGUCUUCUACCGAUACCACCAGUACAAUGGCCACGAUAUCGAAUCCUGCAUCGCCCUCCGAAGGAUCGUUGAGAAACUGAUCAGCGAGGGCAAACUAGACCAGUAUUUAAAUGCGUAA
Molecule: messenger RNA, 474 nt
Organism: Prunus armeniaca (apricot)
Lineage: Eukaryota; Viridiplantae; Streptophyta; Magnoliopsida; Rosales; Rosaceae
Source: the annotation of a GenBank genome assembly